Messenger RNA from Oryzias melastigma (Indian medaka), 2926 nucleotides. Its product is annotated as stromal interaction molecule 1. Gene Ontology annotation, biological process: intracellular calcium ion homeostasis; store-operated calcium entry; activation of store-operated calcium channel activity. The transcript has 14 exons. Bases 270 to 2339 code for a protein of 689 amino acids. NCBI's taxonomy places the organism in Eukaryota, Metazoa, Chordata, Actinopteri, Beloniformes, Adrianichthyidae. Gene Ontology annotation, molecular function: calcium channel regulator activity; calcium ion binding; protein binding. Gene Ontology annotation, cellular component: endoplasmic reticulum; plasma membrane. The record is from RefSeq and is a predicted model, not a curated record.
CAUGAAUAUGAAAAACUUCCUGAUCCUGGACUGUGAAAACAGAAGUUUUCUCCUGUGAGGUGGUGGAGGUGGGGGAACCUGGUUACUUCUGCAACUGAAUCCAUCCAGUGACAUCCUCGCGUCUGAGUCUGUCUCCAUGAGCCCAUGGAAGCAUGUAGCCUGAUUUCUUUCAGUAGAGGACCAGAAACCAGCACACUUCUGAAAACCCGUCCACCGGUUUGCCUGGGGGACCGGAUUACUUCCAAAGAGGGUCAGAUUCUGAUUCAGGGAUGGAGUGUGUGAGUGUGUGGCUGUUGUGCGUGUGCAUGUUGAAUGUGUGUGUUGGGACUCUCAGUGAUUUGGACAGAAGUGACAGAACCCAGCUGGACCAGCAACCUGUGGAUCUGCCCGGCGACAGAGCUUCAGACCUGUGUGUCAUAGACCAGCAACUCUGUCACAACGCAGACUCGCUGCUCAGCUUCGAGGCGAUCUGCAGCAUCCACAAACUGAUGGACGACGACGCCGACGGCAGCGUGGACACCACCGAGACGGACGAGUUUCUCAGGGAGGAUCUCCAGUACAAAGACUCCAAAGCCAAACAGAACAGCUUCCACCGAGCCGACCUCCACAUCAGCGUGGAGGACAUGUGGAACGCCUGGAAGAGCUCCGAAGUGUACAACUGGACGGUGCCGCAGGUGGAGGAGUGGUUGGCGGUCAGCGUGGAGCUUCCUCAGUACACCAAAAGCUUCCAAAAACUUCAGCUGGACGGCCGAUCGCUGCCCAGGCUGGCGGUGAAGAACACCACCCUGACUGUAUCCCUGCUGAAGAUCGUGGACCGAGGUCACGCUCAGAAGCUGCAGCUCAAAGCCCUGGACAUCGUGCUGUUUGGACCACCACCAGCAGGUCUGCAGAACCGAUGGAAGGAUUGGGUUCUGGCGUUGUCCGUCCUGAUGGCUCUGGGCGGCUGCUGGUUCGCUUACGCACAGACCAGGAAGUCCAGAGACGACCUGGGGAAGCUGAUGAAGGACCUGGAGGGUCUGCAGAGAGCUGAGCAGAGUCUGCUGGACCUGCAGGAGAAACUACAGCAGGCUCAGGAGGAGCAGCGCUCCGUUCAGGUGGAGAAGGUGAGGGUGGAGGAGGAGCUAAGGAGCGAGAUCGACUCGGCCAAGCACGAAGCCCAGCGGCUGCGCGAGCUGCGUGAGGGGACGGAGAACGAGCGGAGCCGGCAGAAGUACGCCGAGCAGGAGCUAGAACAGGUCAGGAUGGCGCUGAGGAAGGCGGAGAGGGAGCUGGAGUCCCGGGCUCACUGGGCCCCCCCGGAGGUUCUGCAGACGUGGCUGCAGCUGACGCAUGAAAUCGAGGUUCAGUACUACAACUGCAAGAAGCAGAGCGCAGAGAGGCAGCUGCUGCAGGCCAAGGACGGGGCAGAGAAGAUCAAGAAGAAGAGGAGCUCCCUGUUCGGGACCUUUCAUGUGGCCCACAGUUCCUCUCUGGACGACGUCGACCACAAAAUCCUGUCUGCCAAACAGGCCCUGGCUGAGGUGACGGCGGCGCUGCGGGAGAAGCUCCACCGCUGGCAGCAGAUUGAAUCUCUGACCGGUUUCUCUCUGGUCCACAACCCGGGCCUGGGAGCUUUAGCCACAGCCCUAAACCUGGACCCGACCUUCCUGGGCCUGCGACCCCCCACCCCCCAGCACCUCCUCCUUUCAGACGACCUGGAUGACAUGGACGAGGACAUCCUGUCUCCGGGGACGCUGCAGUACGCGGCGUGGCAGAUGGACCGGCGAGUGAGCGACCUUUGGCCUUUGAGUGGCACGACAGAUUCCCAUUCACCAUGGAAGCAAUCAGUUCAGAGCCUGAAGCCCCUGCGACAGAGGACUGGAGACCCCACGCUGGCAUUCAGCUCUCAGAGGGACAUAAUGAACCGCUCAGACUCUGACUCCGCCCUCCCACUCGCUCACAGCGAAUCACAGGGCCUGUCAAACUCCAAGCCCUACCUCCUGUCAUCCAAGCUCCACCUCCUUCCGGGCCAGGGCUCCCCCCUCAGCAAAGGUGGAGGAGGAGGAGGAGGUCUGGAGAAGAGCUCCAGCCUGGGAGAACUGCGGGGCAGCUCGCCCGGCGCCUUCAGCUCCUCCUGCUCCACGCGCUCACUCUGCAUCGCCCCCGACGUGGUGGGGCGGCCGCUCGCCUUCUCCUCCUCUGCCUCGUCCAGCUCGUCCGGCAGCGUCAGGGGGCCGGGCGUCCAGCCCACGAGCAGGAGGAGCCCCACGGAGGAGGACGGAGAGGAGAGCGAGUCCUCCAGCAGCCGGAAGAAGAACGCUUUCAACAAGAUCUUCAAGAAGAAGCAGGGACGCAACUGAAGCUCCGCCCCAUCCUCAUCCUCCUGGUACUCAGCUGAAACUGAGGAUGAAGGACGUUUUUCUGCAGAAGGAGAGCAACUGGUCUGCUGAAAUGCAGCUGAAAGACUGCAGGUUCAAACGCAUCUGUUCAUAUUUAUUGAUCGUUUCUUCGACGUCGUUCUGCAGCUGACUUACUAUCCAUGACACAGGUUUGCUCUAAAAACAUUUUGAAGUCAUUUAUGAACGAAACCACCUUUGUACAAAUGUAUGAUAGAAGAAAUCUACAAGCAACUAUAUGAGAACAUAUAAAUAUAUGAACAAAACUUUGAUUUAUGUUUUUAUCUUUGAUGAGUUUCAAGAAUUUAUCCAGAAACUCUGACCUGCUGAACCUGCGCCGGAGAAACUGAGUCUGACCAAAUCACCUGCAUGCAAAGAGAGUGUUACCUGGAGAUGAGGGUGAAGGGUUACCAUGGAAACGAACCCAGCAGAGGCAGAGAGCGGGGUAAACUGGGAAACAUGAAGAGAAGGGAACAGAAAUAUUAAAAAAAAUAUAAAGGUGGAAAUAAAAAGUGACUAAAGUGAAAAUAAAGGAUUUGCAGCAUUCACUC